Messenger RNA from Cuculus canorus (common cuckoo), 2709 nucleotides. It is a transcript of the gene STX6, whose product is annotated as syntaxin 6. Gene Ontology annotation, biological process: intracellular protein transport; vesicle fusion; Golgi vesicle transport. The record is from RefSeq and is a predicted model, not a curated record. The coding region runs from base 28 to 963 and encodes 311 amino acids. Gene Ontology annotation, cellular component: SNARE complex; endomembrane system; synaptic vesicle membrane. Gene Ontology annotation, molecular function: SNARE binding; SNAP receptor activity. The transcript has 8 exons. NCBI's taxonomy places the organism in Eukaryota, Metazoa, Chordata, Aves, Cuculiformes, Cuculidae.
GGUGGGCGUGAACCGACGUCUCACUGGAUGGGGCGCGGCCUAGCGGUCGGGGGCGUGGUCUGUGGUGGGGCCUCUGGGGGCGUGUCGGGCGGCGGCGGUGGCGGCGGCAGCGCCAUGUCGAUGGAGGACCCCUUCUUCGUGGUGAAGGGGGAGGUGCAGAAAGCCGUGAACACCGCCCAAGGGCUCUUCCAGAGGUGGACAGAGCUCUUGCAAGAUCCCUCCAUCGCUACAAGAGAAGAAAUCGACUGGACCACUAAUGAGCUCAGGAAUAACCUGCGGAGCAUUGAGUGGGACCUGGAAGACUUGGAUGAAACAAUUAGCAUCGUUGAGGCAAACCCACGGAAAUUCAACCUCGAUGCGACGGAGCUGGGUAUCAGGAAAGCCUUCAUCACGAGCACGCGGCAGGUGGUCAGGGAAAUGAAGGAUCAGAUGUCAAACUCCUCUGUGCAAGCGCUGGCUGAAAGGAGAAGCAGACAGGCGCUCCUGGGAGAAAGCGGAAGUCAGAGUUGGAGCUCUGGAGCUGACAAAUACAGCCGUCUGGACCGGGAGCUGCAAUUAGCAAAUUCACACUUCAUCGAGGAGCAGCAAGCUCAACAACAGUUGAUUGUGGAGCAGCAAGAUGAGCAGUUGGAGCUGGUCUCUGGCAGCAUUGGGGUGCUGAAGAACAUGUCCCAGCGCAUUGGCGGCGAGCUGGAGGAGCAAGCGGUGAUGCUGGAUGACUUCUCCCACGAGUUAGAUAGCACUCAUUCACGGCUGGAUAACGUCAUGAAGAAGCUGGCCAAAGUGUCUCACAUGACAAGCGGUAGGAGCCGGUUGCAGCGGUCCCAAACCGCCUGUGGUCGGAUGUGGACGCAGAGCAGCGAGCCUUGGGGAGGACGGGACGGCAGGGAGGAAUUAAUGAUUUCACUGAGCAUUACAAACCACCUCGCCAGCCCACGGGUGCUUGCUGGCCAAAGGCAUUAAUGGGAGGAGCUGGGGCGGUGAAACUCUGCACCCCCACGGCGAGGGAGGAGAGCCCUGGCCGAACACCCCUGCCCCACGCUGCCUCUCUCCCUCCCUCGGGCAGCUCUGUGCCACUGACCACAGUGAGUCUGCAGCAGAGCAUUCACAGCCAGUGCCCUGCAGCAGAAAGCUUGCCUGCCAGUGAGCCGGAGAGUGCAGCAUCCUGCCAUCGACGGCCUGGUGGGAUUAGAGACCCCAGAGCUUUAAACUUGGGCUGUUGGUGCACGCUGAAAGCUGGCAAACAACCGUUAGCCGGAGAGUGAGUUUCUUAAAGCUUCUAAAAUUGCCUCCUUCGUUGUACAAGCCUCUAAAGCUCAUUGACUGAUGCUUUCUUUGCCCUUGUAUAACUGCUUCUGUUUAACAGCUGCUUCCCUUUGGCAAGUGAUUUGUCAGGUCUAAAAUAACUUAUUUUUUUUAAGGAAAAAAAAAAAAACUUUAAAGAUUUUUUGAUGACCGUUUGAGCCACGUUCUCUCUGCGGGUGCACAACCCUCAUUGUCAAAGAAAUGGGGCUCAAUUAUGUGUUUUCAGUGCAUAUGAACUUGUAAAUAGGAUGUCUUAAUUUUUCCCAGCCUCUAUUUUUUUGGAUGCCUCCGUUGUAAGCAGCCAAAAGCAAGAGUUUGAAAGCUAGUCUCAUUUCGGUAUUACUUCCCAGUCUUUUUGUUACUUUGGAGUUGUUUGUCAGUCGAGCUGUCUCGGCAGUCCUGGAUAGCCUAGUUGUCCCCCUUGUACAGUAAACUAGGUGUUAGCCAGGGGCUCGAUCCCCAGAUGUGGUGAAGAAAGCUCACCCUGGUGACAUUGCUCAGGAGAGAAGUGGACCAGGGGUCCGUGCUUCAAACACCAGUUGCAGGAAUAUGGGGUGACUCUUCAGGAGAGCAAAAACGAUUUCUUGCUAAAGCCUGUUCCCAUUUAUAAGCUGCAAAUACCAAAAGACUCAGGACAGGCUUGCUUACACCUCCCCAUCUGGCUGUCAGCUGGGGCUUGGGGAGGAAGUUAAUUGGUGCUGACGCUAAGACUUCUGCUGAAAUUGCUAAUCGCCCCUGAAAAUUGUCUUUCCCGAGCAGGAAGCUCACCACCAGACAGCUCUAUCUCCGGGAUGCAUAGCCCGGACAGAACACUCCUCCCCACCGCGUUUGUGGUUGCCUUCAAAGCGGCUGUGUGAUCUGCUGUCCCCCCAACAGGCGCCAGGUGCCGACAGCCGGUGGCACUGUGCCUUCCGCAGCUGGGCGCCAGACCGGGGCUGAGACCGAGCUGCCCUGCCAGGCCUGGGCGGGUGUUCUCGUUAACGCACAUGUGCCCUCUGUGCCAGGCCGUGCUCAUUAUUCAGCAGUUGCUCUUCAUCCUUGCAGAGCACCUCUUCUCUUUUGGUUAUGCUGCAAGAAGUACACCGUGUCUCCUUUCCAGGGCUGGCCGUCACAGUCUCUGUGCGGCUCCUUGGGCUUAAAUACCUCUCCAAGAGCAGGUUCCUGGGAGCGCGAGUCUGACGAGGGAGCAGAGCUCACAGUUAGCCAGUAUUUGCACAACUCCAGUCCCUGCGCUGCUUUCAGUAUGGUUGUGCAUCCUCCGGGAAUGACUCCCUCGUGAGUCCGGCAUACUGUCAGAGGGUGGCCGAGCUGCUGGCAUCACUGCAAGCCACCAAACUGUCUUUGGUCCUUUUCCUGUGUACAUUUGCUUUUUCUGCUAUUGGUGGUGCCCCUCUGUUUAACACU